Molecule: messenger RNA, 600 nt
Organism: Malurus melanocephalus (red-backed fairy wren)
Lineage: Eukaryota; Metazoa; Chordata; Aves; Passeriformes; Maluridae
Product: antimicrobial peptide NK-lysin-like
Exons: 4
Coding region: 1-483 (160 amino acids)
Biological process (GO): defense response to bacterium; antimicrobial humoral immune response mediated by antimicrobial peptide; killing of cells of another organism
Cellular component (GO): cytolytic granule
Source: RefSeq, a predicted model, not a curated record
AUGGCUGCCGCCUUCCUGCUGGUGCUGGUGGUGAUAGGAGCCUAUGUCCCACUGCUGGGACAUGGCCAUGGYAACACGCUGUGGCUGGGAGCAGCAGUGCCAGGACCUCUGGGACAGCCUGGCCCAGGUAAGAACCCCAGCCCCAACUUCUGCCAGGGCCACCCAGAGGUCCAGGCAGCCCUGAAGGUCUUUGUGUCCCCACAGGGGAAUGUGACCAAAGAGGACGGCGUGGCGCAGGGCAGRAAGGUUAAGUGCAGCCUUUGCACCAAAAUCCUGGAGAAGAUACAGGCACUGGCAGGUGACGACCCCGAUGAGGAGGCAUUGGCRGCAGCACUGCGGAAGGGCUGCCGGAAACUGGGCCGGCUCAUGGCCAAGCCGUGCCAGCAGCUGGUGAAAAAGUACAAGGACCAGAUCACCGAGGGGCUUCAGAAUGGGGAUGCACCCCGGAACAUCUGCACUGCCCUGCGUAUCUGCCGGUCCUGAGCAUGGCAUAGCCCCGAGUGCCCCCCAAACCUUGAUGCCCCUUCAGCCUCGAAAUCCCCUCUGUCCAGCCGCCCCCUUCCCCUCCCCCCACACCCCCCUCACCAAUAAAACCCCUCC